AACAACUUUACCCUAGCAACCGUGGGCCUGCACGACGAUAUGGCUAAUUUGAAAAUAUUGUCAGACAUUCGUCGCACGAUUGAAUUCUGCAAUUUCAAAAUCUCUCAUACAAACAAAUUUAAAGCAAUAUAUUGAAGGAAGUGAUAGCCGGUUCGUUUGCAGUGUCUUAAAAUGGGGAAAAAAGGAAAAGGAAGAAAGGGAUCUAAAGGCAGUAGCAAGAGCGGUAAAGGAAAAGGACAACUAGAAAAUAAGAAAUCUACGGUACCGAAAAUUGACGAUACAACAAAACAAUUUUACUUGUGGCAAAUUAAAAUCCUAGAGGACAAAGUUUGGAAGUACCAAAAGCAAAAUGAUGAGCUUGUUGUAGCGAGCACCCAGUUUAAUGAGAAGCUUGAUCAGUGUAUGACUGACAAAAAUGACAUCAUCAACUUCUGGAAAUAUCAACUGGAAAUGAAAGCGAAUGCUUACAAUGACUUAAACGACAAGUAUACAACUUUAAAACAAAUAUUGGACAAUGAACAAGAACAGUGCAGAAAACAGAUGAUGCAGAUCAGAAGAGAAGCAGAUGAGAACCAGAGCCAGAUAGUGGCAGAGAAUUUGUUGUUAAACUCGAAGCUUAUGGCAUUGGAAGAGUUUCGUCUUCAGAGAGACAGUUUGUUGUCAAAGCUUGAAUCGCUCGAAGAGGAGCUGGCAACAAAAAAUGAAGAGUAUACAGAAAGUAUUGCCAAUAUGGAGCGUAAACUCGUAUGUGAUAAAGAGAGGUUAAAAAGUGAAAUGAUAGCUCGGAUAAAAAAGGUUGCUGGCGAAUUCCGCAAGGUGACCGACAAGACGCUCAAUACAACCAUCAAAAGAGCUUUGAAUGAGAACAUCAUGGUGAGCGCGCAGCUGGCCAAAAUGUCAGACAAGACUGUGGAGCUGAUUGAAGAGAACGACAAGCAGAACACGGUCAGCAGCAAGUUGGAGCAGAAGAUCAUACUGCUGGAGUCCAAUGAAAAAGAAUUGAGUGCUCGUUAUCAAGACAGUUUAAAAUUAAUGAACAAGUUGAGAGAGCAAUGUUUCAGCCAACAGGAGCAAAUUACCCAACUCAAGGGCCAGUACGCUAUGCACAGAGGUGAUGAAACAGAGUGCUCUCGGCUGCAAGUGGAGGUUAUGGUUUUAAAGAAAGAUAUUGACCAGCUGACCAAGAGAGUGAAUGAUCUGGUGCAUGAGAAUGUGGAGCUGCGGCUGAACAGUCUGACAGAUACAGAGACAAGGGAGGAGAAUGAGUAUCUGUUCACUAAUGCUGUGGAUACACUCAAGGAAUCUGUCAUGAUGCUGGUUCCAUCUGAUGAAAGAUACACCCCAGAUUGUGAGAAGAUACAACACAACAUGCUGGAGAGUCUGGUGGUUCUCAUGAAAAGCUCUCAGGCCAUGGGGAUUAAGAUGGCCAAGCGCGAUGUCCUUCCAACUGAGCAAAUAUCACUUACGUUUGUUCCUAACCGCAAAACUGUUACUCAUCAGAGUGUCGCAGAAAAACAAGCCAGAGAAAAAAAAGAUGGCCGUUAUAUACUGGGUGACCUAGGGCUAACCCCUAGAGCUGAUCAGAUUUUGGCAACUCCAAGACAAAAGAUGAAGAAUACUGCCAAGCUGUCAGAGUUAGCUCCCCUGCGUGGAGUCUUGUGUAAAUCUUUAGGAACUCAGACAGCUAAUGCACCUACGGCCAUCGUCUACUCCCAGCAAAUGCGUGGCAGUAUUCCAGAGUACAAGCUGUAUUCCAAGGUCCAAGAGAGUCAGGUGCAGGAGUUACAUCGUCCACCCACAGGGUCAGCACCCAGACCCACCCCCACCAAGUUUCUUAACAGCAGGUUUUAAAUCCAUCACCGCCUUAGUUUUAACAUUCAGUUCUGUUUGAAAAAAUAAACCUAAUGUUUAAGAUA
Physella acuta is the source of this 1916-nucleotide messenger RNA. RefSeq names its product cilia- and flagella-associated protein 157. Gene Ontology annotation, cellular component: ciliary basal body; cilium. NCBI's taxonomy places the organism in Eukaryota, Metazoa, Mollusca, Gastropoda, Physidae. The record is from RefSeq and is a predicted model, not a curated record. Gene Ontology annotation, molecular function: microtubule binding.